This is a messenger RNA of Betta splendens (Siamese fighting fish), 2597 nucleotides long. It is a transcript of the gene il34, whose product is annotated as interleukin 34. Gene Ontology annotation, biological process: positive regulation of monocyte differentiation; positive regulation of protein phosphorylation; positive regulation of cell population proliferation. Gene Ontology annotation, molecular function: cytokine activity; macrophage colony-stimulating factor receptor binding. The transcript has 7 exons. NCBI's taxonomy places the organism in Eukaryota, Metazoa, Chordata, Actinopteri, Anabantiformes, Osphronemidae. Bases 94 to 747 code for a protein of 217 amino acids. The record is from RefSeq and is a predicted model, not a curated record.
ACACCUGCCGAGCGCGUCCACCGAGGGUUCUGGGCGCUGCGUCCGCACCGUGCUGAGCUCGACGCCUCGUGGAGUUGAGGACUGAGCCUGAGCAUGGUCCACCUGUCUAGCGCGGCCUGUCUUCUAGGCGGCCUCGUGGGCCUGUUCCUGCUGGCGCCUGUUCUCACUGGCCACACACCAGGCAGCAUGUGUAAGCCACUGAGCACCCUCAACGACAGCCUCAGCCACAGGCGCCGCUUCAUGAAGCACUAUUUCCCUAUCAACUACACAGUCAGGGUUCAUCACAAGGAAAUCUUUAAACUGAAAAACAUCCACAGAAUGAGGUUCCGGGUGCAGGGCUUGGAUGACUUUGUCCUCCAGAGGUUGUGGUUCCAGGUCAACCAAGGCGUGUUAAAAAAGAUCCUUCGGGUUUUGCCGGAGCGGCACCCUUCACGCCCGUACACUGCAGAGUUGGCGAGCCGCUUCAAUGAUGUGGAGGACAUCUUCAGACAGGCACAUGGCCCUGAGGUGUUACAGCAGGAGAUUCCAGAUGCGAUCCAGGACAUUUUUGAUAGUUUAACAGAAAUACCCGACAGUGUGCCAAAGUCUGGCUGGCGACUUGCUUCUCCAAAGUCCCUCCUGGAUAACUUCAGCCACACCAUGCACUGCCUCUUCAGCAACUGUUUCACAAACCAAACAGCACAGGACUAUUGUGCUGUUUCCUACUGGAGGAAAGGCAGGAAGAAAGAAACACAGUCAGAGAGCUGAGAAGAAGCCAGUGGGGUCACGUUGUCCCUCUGGAUACUGGCUCGACAUUAGUUUUAUUCUUUAACUUCAUCUGUAGGCAGAGGAGUUACAGAACAACAGGAGAAUCCGGCUCUGAUUUGUGAACAACACAUUUUUAUUCCAAAUCUACGAAAGUCAAGAUUGUCUUGAUAGUAUGUAUUCAUGUAACAUUUAUGCUUUGCUGCUGAGGAUCCUAGCUUUGAAAGAGAUUGUUUAUAUUCAUAUGUUUUGAUAAAUUGAGUUAUUAUUAAUAUAUAAGACGUCUUUCCUUCCAAUAUGGAUUAUUUUAUAUGCAGCAAAAACUGCUGCUUGAUUUUUGUCAGCCAAGGGUUAAUAUUGCCUGGAUUAAGGACAUCAGUUCAGCACUCUGGCAGAUGUCUGCUUGCCUGUGAUGCCUUGGACCUGCAUGACUCAACUCAGAGACAAACAAGAAGCAAUUAGAGGAAGGAAUGUCAUUUUGACUUUGUACCAUAGCUGGACUUCUGUUCCACUGAUGCCUCUUUCAAAGACAAAUGAGCUUCACUGAGCAAUAGCAAAAUACAUGAAUUGAAUUUUAAACUUUUGUAUUUUAAAAGCGAAGUGAUGAUAGUUGUGCUUUUCUUAUCCAUCUGUAUGAAUACUAUUUACAAAGACUGAAGAAUAUAGAUCCACAUCAAGCAGUCACAACAUCCAUCCAAACUAUGGACAUUAUAUAUGUUUGUUCCAGAUCUAGUGUCAUCAAAGCAGUGAGUGGCCGUUAGCAUUUCAGUUAUGAAGAAACAUCACAGUGUGGCCCUCAUAAUUAGGCCAAGUACCUGCCUAAAUGAUUUGACUAAUUAGAAAUUAGGAGGUUUUAUUACAGAGGUAAUGCUAUAGUUUUAGAGGUACUAUGGUGACCAUAAGAAUAAACACAAAUCUGAUUUGAAAAAUGAAGGUAAAUCAUCUAGUUGUUACAAUAUAAUGUUGCAGCAACGUGAUUAGGACCAACAGGCCGUCCACAGGAGCCAUAUCUUAAUAGGAGCCAUCUCACACACUUGAUUGAUGCAUGAAUAAAAAUACACUUUUUUCAUCCCAUUUGCUAUUGUUUGAUAAUUAAAUCAAUAAUAAUGAUGCUGACUGAAGUAUAUGGAGUCCUAGAUCUGCUCUUUCUGUAAAAGGCCUUUAGCUAGUGUUAGUAUUAAUGUGUUAUGUAUUAAUACAUGGAAACUUUAUUAUAGGUAUGAAUGCAAUAGCAAUGCACAAAGUGUGUAUAGCAACAAAGUGUAAUUGUUUUUAAAGUUAAAAGAUCAUGUGAUGUUUCACCUACAAGCUAUUUGCCUCAUAGAAACUCGAGUUUUUAUCAAGACUGGAUCUCCAAGUAUUUGCAAAAGUUUAUCUUAGUAUUAAGGUCACAGUUUCAAUUCAUGUAUUCAUUGCAAACUUCAAAUGUAGGUUAUGUUUAGGUUUACCAAUGAAGUCAAACAUUGGGUUCAGCCUUAGUUACAAAGGACCUUAGCAAGCUUUUAUUUGUUUAAUAGGUUGAUCCUGGUCCAUAUAUGCAAAAGAAGCUCUAUCAUGACAUACAGGCGGUUGUUUUCCUAUACAAUAAGUGCAGUAUAUGUAUUUUUAUUCAUUUAUAUGUGUACAAAUGUGUGGUUGUUGUUGUUUUUUACCUAUAAGAACAUUUUAAUACAUAAAAUUGUAUUUGGCAUCUACAGAGUGAUGAAAACUGUUAAUUAGUUGUCUGUGUUCAGAUUUAGAAAGAUUUUUUAUAUGCAGAUACUAAAGUUAUUUAUUUUUUAGAAAUAUAUAAUGCUCUGUGACAAAAUGUUUAUGAAAAAAAUAAAAGUUAAAUUGCUAUUUUUAUCAACUAA